Molecule: messenger RNA, 861 nt
Organism: Emiliania huxleyi CCMP1516
Lineage: Eukaryota; Haptophyta; Isochrysidales; Noelaerhabdaceae
Exons: 1
Coding region: 1-861 (286 amino acids)
Cellular component (GO): cytoplasm; eukaryotic translation initiation factor 3 complex
Molecular function (GO): translation initiation factor activity
Source: RefSeq, a predicted model, not a curated record
AUGGCCUGGGACGACAGCGAGGACGACUGGGAGGCGGCGGACCUGUCCCUGCCGCAGAAGGGCGAGGAGGACAAGGCAGAGUGGUCCGACGAGGAGGCGCACGACCCGGACAAGGCGGAGCCGGCGAGCGUGCCGGUGGCCGCCCCGCGGGCGGCGCCGCGUGAGAAGACCGAGCUGGAGAAGAAGAUCGAGGCGCGCGAGGCGCGCGAGGCAGAGGAGGCGGCGCGGAUGGCGGCGCUGCGGGAGAGGGCGGGCGUCUCGACCGAGAUCGACCCGAGCCUCACCGGCGAAGCGCGCGAGCGCGCGCUGAGGAAGCUGCAGCAGGAGGCGUCCGACUUUGACAACGCGGCGGCGGCGUUCGGCCUCGACAUGGCGGAGACGAGUGUCGGCACGCCCGCGCCCGCGCCCGCGCCCGCGGCCAAACCGCCGAACAAACCCGCCGCCGCCAAGCCCGCCGCCGCCAAGCCGUCCGAGGCGGUGCGGCCGGCGCCAAAGGUUGGCGACCUGGGCGCGGACUUUGUGGCGAAGAGCGAGAAGGACUACGAAAAGCUGGCCGAGUCGCUGGCGGAGCGGUUGCGCCCGUACGAGGGCAAGACCGGCCACAUGAGCGUGCUCAAGUGCCUGCUGCGCAAGGCGGCAGCGGGCAUGUCGACCGACGAGGCAAAGGAGCUCUCGACCUUUGCGUCGGUGCUGUACAACGACAAGGUCAAGGCGGACCGCGACAAGGACAAGAAGGGCAAGAAGACCAAGGGCAAGAUCAAGAUCGCCAUGGGCAAGGACGUGGACAACGACUUUGGAGGGCUCGAGGGCGAUGGCGGAGGCGGGGGCUGGCGGGCGAACGACGAUUUCGAUUUCAUGUAG